Castor canadensis (American beaver) is the source of this 4064-nucleotide messenger RNA. The record is from RefSeq and is a predicted model, not a curated record. NCBI's taxonomy places the organism in Eukaryota, Metazoa, Chordata, Mammalia, Rodentia, Castoridae.
CCCCUUCCCCCCACACCAAAUCUCCUCUGGCUCUCUAACCUCACUGAGAUUGUAGCUGGUCUGGAGACCUGAAGGAGACAUGGAGACAGAGGCAGGGGACCCCCUGACUGGAGCAGAUGGACAAAAUAGGCAGCCAUGGCUGGAGAACUGGAUAUCAGAGUAAUGUCUGACCUCUGGAAACAGUAAGUCAAAAUGAAAUUACAAUUGCUUUAGUAAGCUUUUGGAUUGUAAGACUUUUAUAAAAUUACCCCACUUGGAUGUCUGUUCUAAAAACUAGGAUCUUUCCAUACCAAGGUGCUCCAGUUUUCGUUUCUCCCCACUCUCAUUUCGUUUUGAUCUCCAACCUCUGGUCAUUUGAAGUAUGAUACUCUGCCUCUCCUCUGACAGUCUUAGCUUACUCUUUACCUUGUUACUUCAAGAUUUUUUUUUUUUUUGGAAGGGAGUAGGGCUGGGGAUUGAGCACAGGGCCUUGCACUCACACUCUACUACUGAGCUACACCCCAGGGCCCCCCUGCCACACCCCUCCUCAAGACUUCUGAUAACUUUCUAGAAGGAGUUCCCCACACCCUCUAAUCUAGUUUUAUCACGGGCAAAUGUGGCCUCAGAUGAUUACUCACUGCUAUUCUUCUACCCUGUCCCUAUGUAGCAGUGCCCUUCACAUUGGGUUUCCAAGGGUGGGAGAUAUCCCUUGUAAAUGAGUUCUCCCCACAAUUCUAGACUCUCUAUCUCAUUCUCCCUCCUGCAGAACUCUUCCCUAAGCAUACUCUUCCCCUAAAAGAGGAGAGUCAGGAGGAAUGGAGUUAGCCCCUCCCUACCCCUGUCCUCCCCAAAAGAGGACAAAUUCCUCUGAAUUUGCAAGGGGUAGAAUAAUGAAAAGAGUGGUUCUUCAGUCAAGUUUGGAAAAAUACUAGAACAGUUGGCUUAGGAAAAAACAACCAAUAUUGACUCACAGAUUGAUUUGCAUCACAUUCCACUAGAGAAAGGGAUUGUGAUUGCAGCUUUUAACAGCAGAUGAGAGAGACUGGUUCCCUUUUCAUUGAAAUAUUGAUGUUCUAGAAGGCAUAGGCAUUCCACUUCACUCUUUCUUGUGUUCUUCUAAGACAAAGGAGGAAAAGAAAUGAAUGAAUCCUGGAGGGUGUCCCCUCCUGAUGGGGGAGAGAGGAAAAAGAGGUAUAUUCUAUUUCCCAUUCACCUUGGGGAGGGCACCGCGGGAGCCCUUGAUUGACCGGGAGAGGAGAACUAGUGGACUUACACAUUUUUAGUAAGAAUGAAGAACGAAGGAGCUGAGGGCUGGGGGCUGGGGAAGGCCAGUAGCUGGGUUAUGGGAACAGCUGGAAUCCCCUAAUGAGGUUCGGGAGAGUUGGGCAUACUCCUAUAGUUAAGGCGAGGUCUGGUGAACGUCUCACAGUUCUCUCCCUCGCGUUCUCAGCUCAUUCUCAAUGCAAGAUCCUCCGCUGCAAUGCUGAGUACGUAUCUUCCACCCUGAGCCUUAGAGGUGGAGGUUCACCAGGAGCGCUUCCAGGAGGAGGAGGCCGAGGUGGAGGUAUGGGCUCCGGCGGCUUCUGCCGAGCCCUCCGCUCCUAUGAGCUCUGCACUCGGCGCACCGCCCGCACCUGCCGCGGGGAUCUUGCCUUCCAUUCAGCAGUACACGGCAUCGAAGACCUAAUGAUCCAGCACAACUGCUCCCGCCAGGGCCCUACGGCCCCGCCCCCGCCCCGGGGUCCCGCCCUUCCGGGCUCCAGCCCCGGGUCCUCCGCCCCAGACCCCUGUGACUAUGAAGGCCGGUUUUCCCGACUGCACAGUCGUUCCCCAGGCUUCUUGCAUUGCGCUUCCUUCGGGGACCCCCACGUGCGCAGCUUCCACCAUCACUUUCACACCUGCCGUAUUCAAGGAGCUUGGCCCUUACUGGAUAACAACUUCCUUUUUGUCCAGGCCACCAGCUCCCCGGUAGCAUCGGGGGUCAACGCUACAACCAUCCGCAAGCUCACCAUCAUCUUUAAGAACAUGCAGGAAUGCAUUGAUCAGAAGGUCUACCAGGCUGAGGUGGACAAUCUUCCUGCAGCCUUUGAAGAUGGUUCUGUCAAUGGAGGUGACCGACCAGGGGGUUCGAGUUUGUCUAUUCAAACUGCUAACCCUGGGAGUCAUGUGGAGAUCCGAGCUGCCUAUAUUGGCACAACUAUAGUCAUUCGGCAGACAGCUGGGCAGCUCUCCUUCUCCAUCAAGGUAGCUGAGGAUGUGGCCAGGGCCUUCUCAGCUGAGCAGGACCUGCAGCUUUGUGUUGGGGGGUGCCCUCCAAGUCAGCGAAUCUCUCGCUCAGAGCGCAAUCGUCGGGGAGCUAUAACCAUAGAUACUGCCAAACAGCUGUGCAAAGAAAGGCUUCCCAUUGAAGAUGCUUACUUUCAAUCAUGUGUCUUUGAUGUUUUAAUCUCUGGUGACCCCAAUUUUACUGUGGCAGCUCAGGCAGCUUUGGAGGAUGCCCGGGCCUUCCUGCCAGACUUAGAGAAGUUGCAUCUCUUCCCCUCUGAUGUAGGGGUUCUUCUCUACCAAGCAACCUUCCUAACCCCACUUCUUUCAGGGUUCUUUGUUCUGUGGCACUGCAUUCAGUAAGUAGGCCAGCAACCCCAUGACUAGUUUGGAAAUUAUUUGAGGAUAAAAGUUGGCAUGGAAGAACACCAAGAAUUGCCAAAGGAAACAGUGGGGAUUUGGAGAUACAUGAAAAUGACAUCCAGAGUCAGACAUGGAGAUGAAAUUAUGGCAGAACAAAGAUUCUGGGCAAGGUUUUUGCAUUCCAUACCUCUGCAUGGGGCUCUUCACCAAUUUUUCCAGUCCCAUUUGUAGUAAGCAGAUUGUUUUAACUCAUCUACUCCUGAAAUCACUCCUUCAAGCUUAGAAGUUACAGUGGUCUUAAUGAUCAGUAAAGAACUUAAAGGGUGAGAUUUUUAAGAGGCAAUAACUAAAAAACAAAGACACAACAUGAUCCAUAAGUAAUUAAGAAUCAUUAGGGAGAGAAGUCUAUUUGAUGAGGACUGGAGAUGUGGCUCAAGUGGUAGAGUACCUGCCUAGCAAGGGCGAAGCCCUGAAUUCAAGCUCCAGUACCGCCAAAGAAAAAAAUUUUUGGUGAUUAUAUUGGGUAAGGUGUAUUCUGCUUUCUUGGUUCAGAAAUGAACUGGGCAUUGCCUGGAUCUUAGGCAAAGGGAGCCAACUUUUGGAGAAUGGCACAGAUAGGACAGAAGCUGUCAUCCCCACCCUUAACUAAUCUAUUAUUAAAGUUAUGAAUUCUCCAACUGUUCUCUGUUGCCUAUGUUGAAUCUCUUUACAGAUGCAUGAAAUGGAGGAAAGGCAAUGUGUUCACUUCACUGAAAGAGGGCUCAGAAACUAUCAGUUAUUGUUUUUGCACGUUACUAGAGAUAUAAAACUGAUUCAGAUGAAAGAAUCAUGAGUGUGUAAUUCUUCACUAAAUUCUAUGGCACUGUGAAUUCAGAUGAGAAGAUGGUUGGUGAGAAAUAAAGUAAUGAGAAGUUAAUAAAAGCUAUUAAAGGAAAUGGGUUUUAAAGUAAGCUUAAAAGUUGGUAGGAUUUGAAUUAAGAACUUUCCAAACUAUCUGAAGUUGCAUAGGUUCAUGAUUCAGUGAGGAAACUGGCAAAACUCAAAUGGAAGUAGGCAGGGAGUAAUGGGAUAGAAAGUUAGAUAGGUAGAGGCCAGACUAUGAAGCACCUUGAAAGUAGGAUCAAGGAAUUAAAAUUUGAUUAAUAGCUAACAUUUAUUUAGAAUUUAAAGUCUGCCAUACAAUGUUCUAAACCUCUUUAAAGUACUAAUUCAUGGCCAGGCAUAGUGGUUCACAUCUGUAAUCUCAGCUAUUUGGGAAGUAGAAGUAGGAGGAUCAUGGUUCCUGGCAAGCCCAGACAAAGUGCAAACCAAAGAGAAUGGGUGUGUAGCUCAAGUGGUAGAGCACUGUGAUACCAUGAAUUCAGUCCCUAGUACAACCAGGAAAAAUAAUAAUUCAUUUAGGACUAGGGUAUUUGCCUACCAUGGGUUUGAUCCCCAGCACCACACAAAAAAAAUUA